Molecule: messenger RNA, 1731 nt
Organism: Lactuca sativa (garden lettuce)
Lineage: Eukaryota; Viridiplantae; Streptophyta; Magnoliopsida; Asterales; Asteraceae
Product: plant viral-response family protein (DUF716)
Source: RefSeq, a predicted model, not a curated record
AGUAACAAUCUCGGCGACCCAAAAUUCCCUUUAUUCAAUUGUUAUGAUUUCCAGACAAAAGAUCCCUAAAAAACCCCACUCUUUACAGCCGCUUCAUUCUUGAACCCUCUCUCGAUCUCACUCCCUAUCUGGAUCUCAUUCCAUCGCACUCUUUCUUUCGAUCGAGCCACUCUCAAUCUCGUUGACCUUCUUGCUGCUUUCAUGCGCGUUCUCUCAAUCGGGUCAUCGACAUUCUCCCCUCCCAAGUCUUCUUCCCCGAUCGAUUUCAGUAAAACCCUCAAAAUCUUACACUUUACUGGUUCUUACUUCAUCGCCGGUCAUGAUCAAGGUUCAAGUGAAUGAAAGGUGAUGAUAUUCCAAUUAGCAUUAAAGGAGAUACCCCAUCUUUAAUCAUCACUUUUGUCAUUGAAAAGAAAACACAAAGGGGUUAAGAUAAUAACAAACACACAACACAAAAUGUCUGGAUUGAUUUACCACAUAUUCACAUCAUCAACAUUACUCUCAAUGGGACUUUACCACUUAAUCUGCACCACAAGAAACCAUCUAAGAUCCCCUAGAGAUUACUUCACAAAACCCUAUCAUCAAUUCACAUGGAAUUCUCAAUCUCAAUCUCAACAUUUCACAAGGUACCUUCAAAUUUACCUCUUAAUCCUCUGUCUUCUCAUCUCCUUCAUCCAUCAAACCACAGUCUCAUUCGAUUCAGACCCUUUAGUCAAAGGUCGUUCCCCUGUUCACCACUUCACCUCUCUCCAAUCUGCAGGUGUUAUUUUCCUCUUUCUCAUUCUCUCUCUAACUCUCCUCAUCUCAGAAACCACCUCUCUCCUCCCCUUCCCACCCGAUCUCUUCUUUGGAACUGCAUCUGCUCUCUUCUUCCUUCAAUACUCCACUUCUUCAUCUUCAGCCUCCUUACAAAUGUCUGAUCUUGAAGCAAAAUGUGACUCAGUUUCAGCCAUGAUUUCAGCUAUCUCUGCUGUGCUCUGUAUCAUACUCGCAUGCCACCCGAGACUCUUUGUUGCUGACGUGGCACUUGGGGCUUCGAUCUGUUUACAGGGGUUAUGGUCUUUGCAAACAGGGCUUUCUCUUUAUGUGGAUGCUUUUAUACCAGAUGGAUGCCAUAAGCUUCUUGAUGUUGUGAGUGGAGUUGAAGGGUCAACAAAAUGUGAUCUUGAAGAUUCUAAGUUGAGAGCUACUGCGAUUCUUGAUCUUGUGUUUGUGGUUUAUGUGUUGUUUGUGGUUCUCAUUUUGAUUGUGACUUAUGCUGUUACUGCUAAAGUUGUUGGAGUUAGGAGAUUUGGGAGUUAUGAGGCGAUUCCAACAUCAUCUGGAUCUUCUGUUGCUGAUCCUAAUCAUAUUCAGAUGAAGGCAUUGACUGGAACUCAAGCUUGAAUCUUGAAAUCUUGAAUCUUGAAUCUUGAAUCAUGAAUCUUGAAUCUUGAAUCAUGAAUCUUGAAUCUUGAAUCUUGAAUCAUGAAUCUUGAAUCUUGAAUUUUGAAUCAUGAAUCUUGAAUCUUAAAUCUUGAAUUUUGAAUCUUGAAUCUUGAUAGUGUCUUUCUUGAUUUAUUGUUAGUGGAAGUCUGGUAUUUUUUUGACAGGAUUUUUAAUGGAAUUAGUAGUGUAUACAAAGAAAUGAGUGAACUUUUUUUACCCCAUGUUGUUGAACUAGCUAUUUUGAAUGAUUAUGUUGACAAAUUAGUUAAUUCAAGAGAUCAACUUAUCAUUGUCUCUUUUGAA